This is a messenger RNA of Fulvia fulva, 1146 nucleotides long. RefSeq names its product putative extracellular glycosidase. Gene Ontology annotation, cellular component: fungal-type cell wall. Gene Ontology annotation, biological process: fungal-type cell wall organization; carbohydrate metabolic process. Gene Ontology annotation, molecular function: hydrolase activity, hydrolyzing O-glycosyl compounds; glycosyltransferase activity. The transcript has a single exon. Lineage: Eukaryota; Fungi; Ascomycota; Dothideomycetes; Mycosphaerellales; Mycosphaerellaceae. The record is from RefSeq and is a predicted model, not a curated record. The coding region runs from base 1 to 1146 and encodes 381 amino acids.
AUGUCUCGUUUCUUGAUCCUUCCACUCGCGCUUCUGGCCCUCAGAGUCGCUGCGCAGACAUCUACAGACUGCAAUCCACUCAGCGCCAAUUGCCCUGAUGAUCCAGCUCUGGGCACGACCUUUAGCGAUGCGUACAACAAGUCCGUCAGCGAAUUCGACAUCAACUUCUGGAACGUGACGGCAGGCACACAGCUCAUCAGCUUCGACGACCAGGAUGGCGCGGCUAUGGCGAUCGAUAAAGAGGGCGACUCCGUCACCGUCAAGUCGAACUUCUACAUCUUCUGGGGCACCGUCGAGAUCAUGAUGAAGGCCGCACCAGGCACCGGCAUCAUCUCCACAGUAAUCCUUCUCUCCGACGAUCUGGACGAAGUCGACUGGGAAGUAAUGGGCGGCAACUCCUCCACGGUCGAGAACAACUACUACGGCUGGGGCAACACCACCCAAAUCAACUCACAAUACCCCGCCCUCGACGGCGCGCAAGACGACUUCCACAACUACACGAUCGUGUGGUCGCAAGAGAAGAUCCAGUGGAUGCUCAAUGGCAAUGUUGUGAGAGAGCAAGGAUACCUUGAACCUGGUCUCUACCCGCAGACACCCUGUCGCAUCCAGUUUGGUCUCUGGUGUGGCGGCUGCUCCGAGAACGAGGGCACGCGCCAGUGGGCUGGUGGAAAGGCCGACUUCAAGGGUGCUCCGUAUGUCAUGAAUGUCAAGAGCAUUAAGAUCACGGAUGGCACGACCAAUUCCAGCUCGUACAGCUACGGCGACCACAGCGGUCACUGGAGCAGUAUUCAGAUCAAGGAGGGACAGUCGGAAGCAUAUAAGCGCAUCAACAAGCUAUCGACUGCGCAAAUGGCGGAGAAACACUGGCAGGGUCUCUCGACUGAUGCCAAAAUCGGCAUCGCAGUCGGUGUACUCGGUGGCGUCCUGGUCGCAGUGAUUGCAUGGAUCUUCUUCUGCAUUUCCCAGCGAAAGAAGGGCAGAGCUGAGGCUGCUGCGCAUGAUCAGGCCUGGGAGCAGCAGAAUGCUGAGUUGAUGGAGUACAAGUCGAUGAUGGCGCAGGGCAACUUUGCGGUGUCGCGGCAGUCGAUCAUGAUGGAGGCCAAACAGGAUCGGCCGAAGUCUUUCUUGCGCGGCGGCAAGUUCUGA